CUCCAUCUUCCUCUCUCUCUCUGUCUCCUUCCCCAUCUCUCUCCCUCUGCAACUACCUGGGCUCUAUUCCCUCACCAAACAGCCAUAUUGUGUUCAUCCAUCCAUCCACCCAGAUCCAGACAUUAUGUAAGGUCGUUGAGCUGCGUGGGUUGUUGCCCUGGCCUCUGAGCUUUGCUUUUUAGGGCCAGAGGUAACAGUAAAGUAAACCCUCAUGUUUGCUUUUAAUGUUUUGAGGAUUAAAAGAUGUCUUACAGGAGCCAAAUUAAUGCAGCAGGAGAUCAUCCUUUUUUUUUUAAAUGACAUUGUGAUUGUGGUUUAAUCCUCUCUGUCUCUCUCUUCACAAUCCUCCAGACAAUGUUUCAAUCCCCUGUAGCCCAGUGCUGAUUUAAAAGAGCUGCUUAUUGGUUGGUCAGCUUUAGACUGACAGUUUAAUGCUGGGAUACUGGAAUGAGAGUGUAAUUUAUAGCAUCUAUUCAGCCUUCCUGUUCACCGUUGUGGAUUAUAUGACUCUCGGACUCUAGAAUAAAAUGUGAUAUGUUUAUUAUAUUCAUAUUAAAUCAUAUUUCUUUGCUGAAUACAUUCCAUGGGUACGUCUAUGUGAUUAUUGUUGGUCCUCUCUUCCCACAGCUGCUUUAUUGGAAGUACUGUAGUAAUACUGUAGUAAUACCCUGAAGCAUUUAGCAUUAGUGUUGUUGAAGAGAGGUAGUAGAGUCUGAUAUUUGUAUACGUCUCUACUCUCUACAGACUACCAUAUGGUGAUCAACCUGAGUCAUGAAGGGUUGGUGAUCAGAACCAAGGAGAUGAAGGGUGUGAGCGGGGCCAACACCCCCUUCCUGUUUGACCUGCCCCCUGGUGAUGUCACUACACUGCCCCUCAUGAUGGAGUUCAUCGUCAUGCAGGAGCACGUCUACUCCAAUAACACGGUACUGGGGAGAGUUCUGAUUGGUUCAGAGGCUCCAGAGACGGGACGAUCUCAUUGGAGGGACGUGUGUAGCCAGGGUCAGGUGGAGAGGGCACGCUGGCACACCGUCCAACAAGAACCUUUGGAAAACAAUAAAAAACAAUCAGACUCCAGAACAUUGGGAUACUAACCAAAUAAGCGGACAGAUCCAGUUAGGGCCGGAUUACCGAAUGGGCACGUAGGAUUACCAGCCCCCCAGAUAGCUUAUGAUAGCAAAAUGUGUAGAAUAGCAGAAAAUUAGCUUCAAAACUGCAACAUUUUCUCAUAGCCUAGAUCCAACCAAUUAUACUCCAGAAUUCAGAGAUACCGACCAACCGGAACCUCUGUAGGACAUCCUCAGCCAAUCUCUGAUGUACUCUGGACAAUUCAAUCAGUUCACCUUUGGCCCUGAAGGACUCAAAACAAGCUGAGGAUAGCCAUACCAUGAGAAAAUCCAUUGGCUAGAAAGCCAUGAAGACCUCUUAACCACCAACAUUUUCCUGGGACUGAGCAGAUCAUAGACUGCUAAUAUAGCUGGAUGGAGUGAUACUGUACUAUGCAGGUAUCUGUUGAGCAUGACUGGAAGUGAACGUGAGCAUGACUUUGGAGAGAGACUUGAAAAGGAAAACUUUCAUGCUUUAAACUGGCAUUUGAACCGGAGAAUACAAGCACUGAAUAUGAUAGAAUCAUACCGCUUGGUGGAGGUACUGUAUAUAUGUAGCUGUGUACUGUAGAUACACUACAUGACAAAGAGUAUGUGGAC
Messenger RNA from Salmo salar (Atlantic salmon), 1703 nucleotides. Lineage: Eukaryota; Metazoa; Chordata; Actinopteri; Salmoniformes; Salmonidae. The record is from RefSeq and is a predicted model, not a curated record.